GGAAAGUUAUUAGCAAAGGCUGAAAAAUGAAAACAGAGAAAAAGCAGAACGAACAGAAUUGCAUACCUAGUGCGGUGGUUAAGGAAGAGGCUGAGGGUGAUGGCGUUAAAAUUAAAGAGGAAGGCAAUGGGGGAAGUCAUGAUGAUGCCACUGGUGAUGACGGGAAUGAUGCUCAGAGAGAUGCUGGCUUGGAUCAGGGUAAUGGAGAUGCUAAUAUGCCCAUUGACAAUCAGAAUGGUACAACCAAUCAGCCCAUAUUGAAUUCGGUUAAGCAGGAGAGUGAACACAGUAAUGCUAAUGAUGAUUUGAAUGCUGAUAAUAUUCAGCCAUUAGUUAGCAAUGUUUUGGGUAAACAAAUGGGGGGUAGUGGUUGUGGCGAGGCCCAAUAUAUGCAACAGCAGAGCCAGAUUUUUGUAUUCUCAACGCAAUGGGCUAAUAAAGGAGCUGAAGCAGUUCUCCAAGGACAAUUUCCCUCGAUCGUUGCUUACCACUGCUCGCAGCCACAGACGAAGAAAUAUCUUGAGAAACAUCCCAACAAGAUAAAUCAAUUUCGUCAGAACCCAGCGCAAUGGUUAAACAAUAUUGCAAUGAUGAAGCAGAAAGGCCAGCACCAGCCCCCAACCCCAAAUUUUCCUCCAGAGCAGCCAAGUGACUUGCCACCACUGGAUCCAACAGCUCCAUUCUGGAAUGAUCAGCCGAGCCUCCGUAAUUUGAACGGUGGUAAUGCAGCAGAGUCCACACUGGAUGAUACGAAUAUAGAUGUGCCUUGUCUCGGUCCAAGUUCACCGGGUAAUCAACAGACAAAUAGUCAACCACCUGGUAAUCCAGCAAUGGGACAGAGUCCAGGUUUACUCGGUAGAACGAGCCCUGGUGGUCUCCAGCCAUCACUCCAGGGUGUUAAAGUACCAGAUGAAAAUUUAACACCUCAGCAGAGGCAACACAGGGAGUCACAGCUUGCUACGAUAGGUAAACUCCAGAUGAUGCUCUUUCCAGAACAGAAGGACGACUCCACUGGUCUCCUCGAUCCAGCCCAUGUACCUCCUGCCGGAAAUUGUCCUGCUAGUAAUGUUCCUCCUGUUAGCACAUCUGGAGGUCCCUGCUCGACGAAUAUGGAGUGGCACAAAUUGCAACAUCCAUUUCUCGAUGGAAAAAAUAAAGUUGGCGUGGGCAGUCCAGGUUCUCUACGGGGUUCAGGAAUGGUGGGUGGUGUACCCCGGAGUCAAGGGCCUCCUCCUCCAUACCACCAAACAGCCCGUUCGGCGAGUGUCCCAAUAGCAAUUCCCAGUCCAAAUCCAUCAUCACCCAACAACCCAACCUCCAACCUAUCCCUACCAUCGCCACGUGCCAGUUCAGCCCUCAAUUCACCAGCUGACUGCAAUCGACAGUUUCAACUGAAUCCCCCACGUGCAGGUCACCUGCCAGGCCAGAGUCCGACUAGUCAGGACUCACCAACCCCUGCCAGCCAGCCAUCCUCAUCAGUUCCACCUUCCCGACUAAAUCACAGUAAUCCUGGAACUCCAGUCUCCCACUCGCAUUUAUCCUCCCUCAGUCCCAGCAACACAACUCCUCAGAAGGAGCCUCAACUCGACUUUCCCCCCAAUCAGCCUUCCAAUGUCGAGGGAAUGUUCUGUCGAACACUACAAAAUCUCGCCCAGCAAAAGCAACAGCAGCAGCAACAGCACAACACACCAGGUGUAAAAGAGGCAAAUCUGAUGCCAGUCCCAAGCCCCCAGCAGAUACAGUACAUGAAUACCUUCGACGGCCAGGAAUUGACCAUCCAAAAGCAGCCGAACACUAGUCUAAAAGACCCCAGUCUCCAAACAAACAACAAUACGACCAAUAAUCAAGACUUAUCAAGUCGAAUGCUUCCAGCCUCCCUAGAUAACAACAAUCAAUUUCCAGGCAGAACAGAGGGCACCAGUCCCACGAUAGAGAGUAUGAAUCGUGGCUUCGGUGGAUCCCUCCACAGCCCCCAUACACCCCACACUCCUCACACACCAGGAGGCGCCCCUCAGACACCAGUCGACAACAAGCAGAAUAACAACAACACCACUAAUAACAAUAAUAACAAUAGCAAGACUUCUGCGAGUGCCCAGAGCAGUCCAGUCCCAAUGACUCCAAAUCUGGGUGACAGUAUGGGUCCACCGAGGACAAUCCCAGCAUCACCAAGCACAAAACAAGAAACGUCUUCGCCAUCUUCCAAGGAUAUAAGUCAGCCACAACAGCCUCAACAGGUCUCCCAGCAGUCGCAGAUACAGUCGCAAAUGCAGUCGCAAAUGCCACCACAGCAGUCACAAGCCCCUCAAAAUCCUCAGCAGUCGCAGAUGAAUCAGCAGAGCAAUCAGAGCAGCAGUGGAGUACCAAUGGGUCAAAUGAACGCAUUCCCCUGCAGCAGACCUCCAGUCAAUGUCAGCCAACCGGACAAUGUACCUCUGAAUCCCAAUAAUAUUGGUGGUAGGAUGGGGGGUAUGGGAGGUAUGAAUGCCAAUCACUUCGAUCCAAUAACUUCAUUGGCACAGAUGAGUCAGCAACUGACGAAUACAGCUGCCAGCAAUGCCCUGGGAAAUGAUGGGCCGAUGCAUGGGGGAAAUAUGAUGCCCUUUGGGGCACCCCAUGGAAUGCACAUGAUGCAAAUGGGGGGCGAGUUAAAUGGCUGUCAUCUGGGACCUGUUAAUGAACCCAAUGACGUGGGUAUGUGCAUGGGAAUGCCUGGAGGCCCACCAGCCAGCUACAGCCCAACGACAUCGCACACUGGCAGUCCCACCAUUGGACCCAAUAAGAUAUCCCAUGGAAUGAUGGGUCAUGGAAUGAUGCCGGGGCACAAUGUACCUGGGGGAUAUCCUGGCAGCGAGCAUGUGCCACCACCGAGAUUGAUGGGGCACAAUGUCGGGCCCAGUCCUUACAAUGGGGCCAAUAUUCAGGUGAAACCCAGUGCUCCCAAUACCAUUCAGUACUUACCAGCUAGGCCCAAUGUUGGACAUCCACCCAGGGGCCCUUCCAAUCUCGAUUUGAAUUUUCUCCAGAGAUUUACUAAUCCUCCAAUGCAAAAUAUGGAGAGUAAGAUGUCUUCGCCAUCGGUUAAUUUACCCUAUUUUCCAAAUGGAUGUAUGCCUAAUAAUAUGGGGGGCCCACAUUCGGGUAUGAAUAUGGGCCCUGGUGGGCUUCCAGGAAUGGGGGGAGGUCCGCCCAGGAUUGAUGGACAGAUUAAUAGUCCUCAUGGGGGUAUGAGGCCAGCACUUCCCAAUAUGAGGCCACAGCCUAAUAUUAUGAGGAUGCAGCAUAUGGUGGGGGGUGGAGUUUUUCCGGGGAGUCCCAUGGAUCCUGAUAAAGUCUUCCCUCCUGAAAUGGCUCAGCAAGUGGGCAAUCAACAGAAUCCUGGGAUGUAUGUGCCUGGUAGCAAGGGCAGUCCUAUGGGACUUGGACCACCACCUGAUACCACACAACCAUUGCCUCCCAGUAUGGGUGGGGGUAGUAGUAAUUUUAAAAAUAGCCCAUUUGCUGGGGGACCCAGUAUGGCUGAUCCCAAUUAUGCACAACAGUUUCAUAAUUUUCAACAGCAACUUUAUGCUACUGGCUCCAGAGCAGCUGGCCCACCACAACCACCUCCACCGCAUCCUAAUAUUCAUCCACCUGGUAAUUCUCAUUCGCAUCAGCAGUUCUUCAUGCCCAAGUAAGAUGCUGUUUUUUGGAAAUUCCUCGGGAGUCAAGGGUUGCCGGUUUAUUUAUUAUUUUUUUCGAGUGGAUUGAUCUGUGGGACAAUUUUUUCGGAAGAAAUUUUUAUGUCACUUUUUUCUUUGAGAGUAUAACAUUUUUUUACUCGAUCAAAAAAUUUCUCUCGUUUCGUGUCACGAGGUAAUUUUUUCAAGAAUUUAAUUCUUGAAAAGAAUGUCUCAUGAUAUUUUCAAGUAGAAUCAUGUAUUCUGAAGGUAAUUCGACAGCUGAUAGUCGACGCUUUACUCCCGAUUAAUUCCCACAAUUUCUAUAAUUUUUCAUGUAAAAUUUCUAUGAGAUAAACUAUCAAUUUGUAAAAUUCUGUCGUCCAUCAAUGUCCUUGUUUCGUAUUUUUCAAGAUUCCAAUUGCAGAAACAAUGUUCCGUGCAAUAUGUAACUUUGUAUGAAACUAAAUGAAAUGAAAUAAUGAAAAAAAAAUGAAUCAGCCGAAAUUUUUGCCGGUGCGAAGAGUGUAAAUUAUUGAUUGACAAAAAAAAACAAUAUAAAUAACAAGUGGAACGUAAAUAUGAUGUAAAUAUUUGUGUAAAAUCAGGUUGUUUUUAAUUGUUUUCAUUCUCCUCUUUGUAGUACAACUGAAAGUCUCUACCGGGCCAGAAAUAGUCGUAUGUGAGAGGGGUGUUGUUCCAAAAUGAAAAACCAAGGAAAAAUCAAUUAUCGAAGAUUAUUUUACGGAAUGUUUAUUGAUUUAUGUUACGAGUGUACCGUUCCAUGUACAAGACUCCAGCGUAAUUGAAACGAAGGAAAAAUUUGAGAUAAUUUUGUUGGUGCAGAAAAUGGCCUCAACUGUGCAUCAAAACGACAAAACAAUGUUAACGGUAAUUUAUUCUUCCGUUGUCAGAAUAACACAAGAAAAAAAAAAGAACAAAAUAUACUUUAAAAAAA
This is a messenger RNA of Fopius arisanus, 4614 nucleotides long. It is a transcript of the gene lgs, whose product is annotated as legless. Lineage: Eukaryota; Metazoa; Arthropoda; Insecta; Hymenoptera; Braconidae. Bases 27 to 3674 code for a protein of 1215 amino acids. The record is from RefSeq and is a predicted model, not a curated record. The transcript is spliced from 3 exons.